Messenger RNA from Pangasianodon hypophthalmus (striped catfish), 7068 nucleotides. RefSeq names its product ATP-binding cassette, sub-family B (MDR/TAP), member 5 (gene abcb5). The coding region runs from base 129 to 4151 and encodes 1340 amino acids. Gene Ontology annotation, cellular component: membrane. Gene Ontology annotation, molecular function: ATP binding; ATP hydrolysis activity; ABC-type transporter activity. The record is from RefSeq and is a predicted model, not a curated record. Gene Ontology annotation, biological process: transmembrane transport. Lineage: Eukaryota; Metazoa; Chordata; Actinopteri; Siluriformes; Pangasiidae. The transcript has 29 exons.
CCCUUGGGUGUUGACGUACCACAGAUUCAUAUCUUCAAGGAGUCAAAAGAAACGCUCAUGACCUUUAUAGUGUUCAUUAACUCUUUUUGAUCACAUCACAGGGAAGCCAUAAAUACCAUCGUGCAACAAUGAAAGAGGAACAGAAUGCAGAGCCCCAACCAGACCAACAGGAAGUGAUUCCUGUGGGCCAUCUCAACUUGGCCUUCACACAAGAUGAGAAAUCCCAGAAUGAAAACCCAGAGAAUCUUCCAGAGGAGGACUCCAAAUCCAAAUCAAAGAACAAGAAGAAGAAGAAAAAAAAGUCUGAUAAGCCAAAAGAACCGAUAAAAACAGUCAGUCUUUUCCAGCUGUUUCGUUAUGCCACCUGUGCAGAGAUCUUCCUGAUGCUGAUUGCUCUUCUGUGUGCUGCUAUUCAUGGUGCUGCACUGCCCAUAAUGUGUAUUGUGUUUGGACAGAUGACUGACAGCUUUGUACUAAGUGGACAAAGUCUCAACUUUACAGGAAACUUCACCUUGAACUUCACACUGAAUCCCUCAGAGUGUGUUACAAUACCAGGAGUUGACAUUGAAGCAUCAAUGACAAGAAAUGCUUAUUACUUUGUUGCCAUUGGGGCUGGCGUCUUGCUCGUUGGAACAAUCCAAAUCACGCUAUUCGUACUGACAGCCACUAGACAGACCAAGAGGAUCAGAGACAAGUAUUUCCAUGCGAUCCUCCAUCAGCCGAUGGCAUGGUUCGACAUGCAUCCCAUUGGAGAACUUAACAUUAGACUCACAGAGGAUAUGAACACAGUCAGUGAUGGCCUGGGAGACAAGAUCAGUAUAUUUGUGCAGUUCUUCUGCAGAUUUAUUGCAGGUUUAAUUAUUGGAUUUAUUUUCGGCUGGAAGUUGACCCUGGUCAUUUUGGCAGUGAGUCCACUGCUGGCAGGUUCAGCUGCAGCAUGGUCUAAAAUUCUUGCCACUCUUACCAGUAAAGAGCUGUCAGCCUACGCUAAAGCAGGAGCUGUGGCUGAGGAGAUACUUGUGGCCAUUAGGACAGUUGUUGCAUUCAAUGGCCAAAAGAAAGCUCUGCAAAAGUAUGAAAUGAACUUGGUAGAGGCAAAGAACUUUGGAGUGAAGAAAGCUAUUACCACAAAUGUGUCAUUGGGGCUAACACAGUUCAUCAUAUUAGGAACUUAUGCUCUGGCGUUUUGGUAUGGCACAAAGCUCUCUGUGGAUGAACCAGAAAAUUACUCCAUUGGCAAAGUCCUCACUGUCUUUUUCUCAGUGAUGAUUGGUGCAUUCUCUCUGGGUCAGGGAGCUCCCAACUUGGAGAGUGUUGCUAAAGCCCGUGGUGCUGCAUAUCCCAUCUACAACACAAUCGAUAUGCCUCGUCCCAUUGACAGCAGUUCAAAGGAAGGCUACAAACCAGACAGUGUGAAAGGUGACAUUGAAUUCAAAAACAUUAAUUUCAGCUACCCUUCCAGAAAGAAUGUGAAGAUCCUGCAGGGAAUGAGCCUGAAAGUACCCCAUGGAAAGACAAUUGCUCUGGUGGGGGCCAGCGGUUGUGGGAAGAGCACUACGAUUCAACUUCUGCAACGGUUUUAUGAUCCAGAUCAAGGAGAAGUGACCUUGGAUGGUCGAGAUAUCCGCACUCUAAAUGUGCGUUGGCUGAGAGAAAACAUGGGCAUUGUGAGCCAGGAGCCUGUACUCUUUGGCACCACUAUUGCUGAGAACAUUCGCUAUGGUCGCGAGGAUGCCACUGAUGAGGACAUCGAACAGGCUGUGAGAGAGGCCAAUGCCUAUGAAUUCAUCUCCAGACUACCAGAGAAGCUGAACACCAUGGUGGGAGAGCGUGGGGCUCAACUGAGUGGUGGGCAGAAGCAAAGGAUUGCCAUUGCUCGUGCUUUGGUCAAAAACCCCAAAAUCCUCUUGCUGGAUGAAGCUACAUCAGCCCUGGACACACAGAGUGAAGCUAUUGUCCAGGCUGCUUUAGAUAAGGCAAGAGCAGGCCGUACCACCAUAGUGAUUGCUCACCGGCUGUCCACAAUCCGUUCUGCUGAUAUAAUUGCUGGUUUCAAAGAUGGUCAAGUGGUGGAGCACGGCACUCACAAGGAGCUCAUGAGCAAGAAAGGAGUCUACUACUCUCUUGUCACACAACAGUCACAUGGAAGUCCAGAAGAUUACAGUGAUGAUGAUGAUGAUGAUGAUGAUGAUGAUGAUGAGGGAGAAACAUAUGAGGAAUCAUCUGACAAUCCUGACGACCUGAUGGAAGUCACAAUAGAAAAUGGUGGAUUUGAGAGAAAUUCAAUAAGACGUAGCAUAAAUCUUCAAAGGAGAUCAUCAAAAAGGAAGUCAAAGCAGAAAAAGAAGUCAAAAAAGUCAAAAUCUAAGAAGGAGAAGAAGGAGAAAGAAAAGGUUACAGAUGUCCCUUUCACCAGGAUUCUGGCUCUGAACAAACCUGAGUGGCCCUACAUGAUGGUGGGUGUACUGGCCAGCUUUGUGGGAGGAGCUGUCUACCCUUGUGUGGCUAUCCUCUUUGCCAAAAUCAUUGGUGUAUUUGCUGAGACUGACACUGAAGUGAAGCGACAGAAGACUCUGAUGUUCUCUCUUCUGUUUCUCCUCCUUGGAGCCGUAUCAUUUCUCACUCAUUUCUUUCAGGGCUACAUGUUUGGCAAGUCUGGAGAAAUUUUAACCAUGAGGCUGAGGAGUCAGGUAUUUAAAGCCAUUUUGAGACAGGAGAUUGGCUGGUUUGAUGACCACAACAAUGCAGUGGGAGUUCUAACCACUAAAUUAGCAACAGAUGCGUCAUUGGUUAAAGGGGCAUCAGGAUCCAGACUGGGCUUGACCACUGCAACUAUUUGUUCCCUAGGCAUUGCUGUGAUCAUAGCCUUCAUUUUCUGCUGGCAACUUACCCUUCUUAUCCUUUCCUGUGUGCCAUUCCUCAUUGGGUCCCAUUUUAUCCAGAUGAGAGCUCUGGGAGGUCAUGCUUCCAAAGAUCAGAGUGCACUAGAGAUGUCUGGCAAGAUAUCCACAGAAGCUGUCGAAAACUUCAAGACUGUUGUUGCAUUAACAAAAGAAGAUGUCUUCUUCCGCAAGUUUAAUGACAGCCUCAGUAAACCAUAUCGGUCUGCCUUAUGUAAAGCACCCAUCUACGGACUCACCUUUGGACUUUCUCAAGCAAUUCCUUACAUGGUUAAUGCUGCAGUCUUCCGUUUUGGUUCCUGGCUGAUUGCACAUUGCUACACUGAAUAUGAGAAGGUUUUCCUGGUGUUUUCUGUUAUUGUCUUUGCUGCCAUGAGUAUCGGCCAGUCCUCAUCAUUUGCCCCAGACUUUGCCAAAGCUAAAGCUGCAACUGGGAGAAUCUUAGACUUACUUGCGAAAACACCUGAGAUUGACAUCUACAAUGAGGCAGGAGACAAACCAACAAACUUUAAGGGAGACAUAGAGUUCCGUGAUGUACACUUCUCGUACCCGUCACGUCCAAACAUAAAGAUUCUGCAAGGCCUAAAUGUAUCAGUGACUCCAGGACAGACGUUGGCACUGGUGGGAGGCAGUGGCUGUGGAAAAAGCACCUCAGUCCAGCUGUUGGAACGGUUCUACAACACUGCCAGUGGGCAUGUGUUGAUGGACGGGGUGGACACAAAGAGAUUGAACCUUGCUUGGCUGCGCUCUCAGCUGGGUCUGGUCUCUCAGGAACCCAUCCUGUUUGAUUGCACCAUUGCUGAGAACAUCCAGUAUGGAGACAACAGCCGUGUGGUCAGCCAGGCAGAGACUGAGGAGGCUGCUAAGAAGGCUAAUAUCCAUGACUUUAUUCUUGGCCUACCAGAGAAAUACAACACACGCGUGGGAAAUAAAGGCACUCAGCUGUCUGGUGGGCAGAAACAGAGGAUAGCAAUUGCUCGAGCUUUGGUCCGACAACCUAAAGUGCUGCUUCUGGAUGAAGCUACUUCAGCGUUGGACACAGAGAGUGAAAAGAUUGUGCAGAAAGCUCUGGAUGAUGCUCGACAGGGCCGCACGUGCAUCGUUAUCGCUCACAGACUGACCACUAUCCAGAAUGCUGACAUCAUUGCAGUCAUUCAGAAUGGCAAGGUGGUUGAGAAAGGCACACACAGCCAGCUAAUUGACAAACAAGGAGCAUACUAUGCCCUUGUAAAUGCCCAAGUCUCCCACUAACCUUCACUGUAUUUUCCUAAGCAUCUAUGUGUCAUGCAAAGUUACAGUCAGGUCCAUAAAUAUUGGGACAGUGACACAGUUUUGGUAAUUUUGCCUCUGUUCACCACCACAGUGGAUUUGAAAUGAAGCAGUCAAAAUGUGACUGAAGCGUAGACUUUCAGCUUAAUAUUGCAUUAACCGUUUAGGAAUUACAGCCAUUUUUUACAGAGUUCCUCCAUUUUCUCAGGCUCAAAAGUAAUGGGACAAACUAAUAUAAUCAUAAAUAUUAGGAUUAUUUUUAUUACUUGGAGGUAAAUCCUUUGCAGUCAAUGACUACCUGAAGUCUGGACCCCAUGGACAUCACGAAAUGCUGAGUUUCCUCCCUUGAGAUGAUUUGCCAGGUCUUUACUGCAGCCAUCUUCAGUUGCUGCUUGUUUGUGGGUCAUUCUGCCUUCAGAUUUGUCUUCAGUAAGUGAAAACCAGCUCAGUUGGGUUGAGGUCAGGUGACUGACUCGGCCAUUUAAGAACAUUUAAUUUCCAAGCUCUUGGGCUGCUUUCACAGUAUGUUUUGGGUUGUUAUCCAUCUGUACUGUGAAGCGCUGUCCUAUCAGUUUUGCAGCAUUUGACUGAAUCUGAGCAGAAAGUAUAGCUCUGUACACUUCAGAAUUCAUCCUGCUACUUCUAUCAACAGUCACAUUAUCAAUAAACCCCAGUGACCCAGUUCCAUUGGCAGCCAAACAUGCCCAUGCCUCCACAUGUUUGACGGAUGAUGUGGUAUGCUUUGGAUCAUGAGCCCUUCCUUUCCUUCUCCAUACUUUUCUCUUCCUAUCAUUCUGGUACAAGCUAAUCUUGCAUCAGAACUGGUCAGGCUUUUUUUAGAGGUUUUUUAGCAAAGUCUAAUCUGGCCUUUGUGUUCUUGAGUGUUACCAGCGGUUUGCAUCUUGAGGUAAACCGUCUGUAUUUACAUUCAUGAAGGUGGCUCUUGACUGUAGACUUUGACAAUGAUAGGCCUACCUCCUCCAGAGUGUUCCUGACUUGGCUAGAUGUUGUGAAGGGGUUGUUCUUCAAUAAGAAAAGAAUUCUGCAAUCAUCCACUUUAGUUGUUUUCUGUGGUCUCCCAGGCCUUUUGGUGUUGCUGAGCUCGCCAGUGCAUUCCUUCUUUUUAAGAAUGUACCAAAUUGUUGAUUUGGCCCUCCUAAAGUUUCUGCUAUCUCUCUGAUAGGUCUGUUUUGGUUUUUCAGCCUAAUGAUGGCCUCCUUCACUUGCAUCAACACCUCUUUGGACGGCAUAUUGAGAGUUCCCAUGAACAGCUACCAAAUGCAAAUUCAACACUUGGAAUCAGCUCCAGACCUUUUAUCUCCUUAAUUUAUCAUGAUAUAAGGAGGAAACAGGCCACAGCUGGCCAUGAAACUGCUUAUCAGUCAAUUGUCCCAUUACUUUUGAGCCUGUGAAAAUGGAGGAACUCUGUAAAAAAUGGCUGUAAUUCCUAAACGGUUAAUGCAAUAUUUUUGUUAAACCCCUUGAAUUAAAGCUGAAAGUCUACGCUUCAGUCACAUCUUGACUGCUUCAUUUCAAAUCCACUGUGGUGGUGUACAGAGGCAAAAUUACCAAAACUGUGUCACUGUCCCAAUAUUUAUGGACCUGACUGUAUAUGUAGCAGAAUCUUUCACACAGCUCUACGUAUAGAGUAUUAGUUAUAAUAAUAUGUACUAAUAUUUGUCUGACAAAAAUCAUUUUAUCCUAAUAGUACUGACAGUACUGACUACUACAGUGUAGCUGACAGAAGCUCACAAAUAUAAUGUAUUUUGUAGAACUAUAUGUGUACAACACUGAAGUUAUAGCUCAAUAUAUGGUCUUAAUGUAACAGUAUAAACAAAAUAUAUUUGGUUUACAUUUAACCAAAUUCUUUUGUUGAUUUAACUUUAGAAAUCAACAAAUAGUAUCUUAUUUCUAACAUAAUUGUACCACAGCUCUUUGCAGUGAAGAAGGCUUUAGUUUUAUAAAAUGUAUGACACACUACAUGGCCAAAGGUUUGUGAACACCUGACCAUCACACCCAUACUGUAUGUGGUUCUUCCUCAAACUGUUGCCAAAAAGUUGGAAGCACACAAUUGUCUAUAAUAUCUUUGUAUGCUGGAGCAUUAACAUUUUCCUUUACUGGAACUAAGGGGGCUAUCCCAAACCUGUUCCAGCAUGACAACGCCCCUAUGCACAAAGUUAGGUCCAUAAAUACAUGGUUUGCCAAGGUUGGAGCGGAAGAACUCAAGUGGCCUGCACGGAGCCCUGACCUCAAUCCCACUGAACACCUUUGGGAUGAACUGGAAUGUGACUGUGCCCUCAUCCAACGUCAGUCCCUGACCUCACUAAUACUCUUGGGGCAGAAAAUUCCACAGCCACAUUCCGAAAUUUAGUGGAAACCCUUCCCAAAAGAGUGGAGGCUGUUAUAGCAGCAAAGUAGGGACCAGUUUGGAAUGGGAUUUUCAACAAGCACAUACAGGUAUGAUAGUCAGGUGUCCACAUAUCUUUGGCCAUGUAGUGUAUUAAUUUAAUGAAAAUCUCUAACACAUGCUGAUUGUUUAUUCUGUACCCAUCUCUGUAUAUGUGUUCUUGGUAAAUCUGUAAAUGUGCAAAACUAUUUGGGACAUUUUAUGACAAUGAUUUUUUUAAUUUUGUUUUUGUAAAUAUGAUUGUACAGAGCAUUAAUAAUACUUUAAAGUGUAAAUAAACAGAACAAUACUUGUUAUAAUUUUUGUAAAAUGUUGCUUCAGACAGCCAUCUGGUUUUGUGAAAGACACUAGGACUUGGAAUUGGACUGACCUCUGUUUUACACCUUCACCUGCUGUGAGCUUGUAAAGUGGAAUGGGAUGCUCAACAAGCACAUAUGGGUGUGAUAGUCAGGCAUCCACAUACUUUUGGCCAUAUACACUCCUGGGCGCAAA